Messenger RNA from Neltuma alba, 693 nucleotides. RefSeq names its product membrane protein PM19L-like. The coding region runs from base 53 to 529 and encodes 158 amino acids. The transcript is spliced from 4 exons. NCBI's taxonomy places the organism in Eukaryota, Viridiplantae, Streptophyta, Magnoliopsida, Fabales, Fabaceae. The record is from RefSeq and is a predicted model, not a curated record.
AAGUUCAUCAGAUUUUGUCAGGCUUUUAGCUUAAAGCUUAUAGUAGAGGACCAUGGCAACUGGAGGACAAAAAUCAGUAGCCUCCAUCCUCUUGGUACUGAACCUAGUUUUGUACUUCAUUGUCACAGCAAUUGCUUCCUGGGCAAUGAACCACGGCAUUCAAAGAUCUCGUGAAACAGCCUCAAAUCUGUCGCCUCCAGUUCAGUUAUUUCCAAUAUAUUUCCCAAUGGGGAAUGCAGCAACUGGGGUGUUCAUACUCUUCUCUCUGAUUGCUGGUGUGGUGGGAUUCACCACCUCACUGACAGGAUUGCAGAAUGUUUCCAGUUGGAGGGUCCCUAGCUUAUAUGCAGCAGCCACUUCUUCACUCACAUCUUGGGCUCUCACUUUACUUGCCAUGGGAUUGGCUUGUAAAGAGAUUGAACUUGGCUGGACUGACUCAAACCUGCGCACUCUGGAGAUUAUCACAAUAGUUGUGAGUGGAACACAAAUGUUGUGCACUGGUGUGAUCCAUGCAGGGGUUUCUGGCUGAUUCUAAUUAUAAGCUAUACAGAAUGAUGAUGGCAUAGCAAGUCCUGCAAGAUAUUCCACAAUAUCAAUCACAGUUGUUUACACCUUUUCUUUUGUUCUUUUAUUUUAUGUCUGAGAGACAGUAACUAUACAUGGAUUGUUAAAAUUGUAAUUUGUUUGUGUGCA